Bactrocera neohumeralis is the source of this 3134-nucleotide messenger RNA. It is a transcript of the gene nAChRalpha2, whose product is annotated as acetylcholine receptor subunit alpha-like 2. The transcript is spliced from 7 exons. Gene Ontology annotation, biological process: nervous system process; chemical synaptic transmission; regulation of membrane potential. The coding region runs from base 1017 to 2738 and encodes 573 amino acids. Gene Ontology annotation, molecular function: acetylcholine-gated monoatomic cation-selective channel activity; transmembrane signaling receptor activity. Gene Ontology annotation, cellular component: neuron projection; postsynaptic membrane; synapse. The record is from RefSeq and is a predicted model, not a curated record. Lineage: Eukaryota; Metazoa; Arthropoda; Insecta; Diptera; Tephritidae.
UUCAGUAUGGUUUUUGAUAUUUUUGCGCAAGGAACUGUGAUGACACGGCGCGCCUCAAGUGCACGAAAGUAGUUUAGAUAGCCAGUGCAACGAGUAAUGUUACAAAAUGUGUUGAAUGUAAAUAUAAUUUUAUUUCUAACGGUGUUAGACAAACAAAGUCGUAUAAUUCAAGAAUAAGUUUAAGUUCCCGAAAUAAAAUAAAGUUCUUCAGAGUAACAUAUUUACCAAGAAAACAUUUUUCCAUAACUUAUUGUCAAAAGCACUGAAAUUGAGAACAAAAACAUUCUAAAAAACACACAAAGCAUAUUUUUAGGCGCGUUGCCGCCGUCAUCACCAACAUUCAAGUCAAUGACACAGGGUAAAAUCGUAAAAAAAUAUAGAAAAUAACAUAAUGACACACAAAAGCGCCGCAGCAAGCGCUCAGCAAAGCAACAACAAAUUCAGCAACAAAACGUGCGCAUCACAACAAUAGCAACAACACUGCAUACCGCUCACGCCGAGCACGCCCAAUCGUGCGCUGCACACUAGACACGAGCACACGCUCUCAGCGCGACAAACUCUCAGCAACAGUUAAGCGCUGUCAUUUCACGAGCCGCUUGUAUUCAUCCAGCUGUUCGAUUUGCUGACGUUUCUACACCCAGCUUGUGUCAAAAGCGACUUUUAGUACUUGUCUGUUUGGACGUCACAGCAAAGUGUACUAAAAGCACACACAAAAACCAAAGUAGCAAAAUAAAUAAAAAGUAACGAAAGCAGAAAUCGUAAAAAACAAAAAACACGAAGAAAAGCAUAAGGCGGGUGUAGUAAAAAAAACGGUAACCGCCAACACAACCGGCUGCAUAGCAAAUCUAAUAUGCCUGUGCACUCAGCAAUAUCCGAUAAGCGCCCGUAAAUAUGCACUGAAUUUCGUUUUGUGUAACAAUCAAUCGUUGCCUACAUUUAAGCGCGCAAAAGUUUUUUUUAAUCUUUCAAGAUAUGCAAAUAAACGAGUAUAGGCAUAAACUAAGCAAAUUGUAAAAAUGUCCUCAUUACGCAAUUUAGCCACUUUUUGGCUAAAUUGCAAAUUUAUUUGCCUUUUAAUUGUGUUGCUAUUGCUCUGCGAAAGCGUUGUCCAAGUGCACGCGAAUCCAGAUGCCAAACGGCUCUACGAUGACUUGCUCAGCAACUAUAAUCGGCUCAUACGACCUGUUAGCAAUAAUACGGACACGGUAUUGGUAAAACUUGGUCUACGCUUAUCACAGCUGAUCGAUUUGAAUUUGAAAGACCAAAUCUUAACGACGAACGUUUGGCUCGAACACGAAUGGCAGGAUCACAAAUUCAAAUGGGAUCCCUCGGAGUAUGGCGGUGUUACCGAGUUGUAUGUGCCAUCCGAGCAUAUUUGGCUGCCCGAUAUAGUGCUCUAUAAUAACGCUGAUGGCGAAUAUGUCGUCACAACCAUGACAAAAGCUAUUCUCCAUUACACCGGCAAAGUUGUUUGGACGCCGCCGGCUAUUUUCAAAUCAUCGUGCGAAAUCGAUGUUCGCUAUUUUCCGUUCGAUCAGCAAACAUGCUUCAUGAAGUUCGGUUCGUGGACCUAUGAUGGUGAUCAGAUUGAUUUAAAGCACAUCAAUCAGCGAAACGAUAAAGACAAUAAAGUCGAAAUCGGCAUAGAUUUGCGUGAGUACUAUCCCAGCGUGGAGUGGGAUAUUUUAGGUGUACCAGCAGAGCGGCAUGAGAAAUACUAUCCAUGCUGUGCUGAACCAUAUCCAGAUAUUUUCUUCAACAUAACACUGCGUCGUAAGACACUCUUCUAUACCGUCAAUCUCAUCAUACCCUGCGUCGGUAUCUCCUACUUAUCCGUGCUCGUAUUCUACUUACCCGCCGAUUCUGGUGAGAAAAUCGCGCUCUGCAUAAGCAUUCUACUCUCCCAGACUAUGUUCUUCUUGCUAAUUUCGGAAAUUAUACCGUCUACAUCGCUAGCCUUACCGCUGCUUGGCAAAUAUCUACUCUUCACUAUGCUUUUGGUGGGGCUGAGUGUCGUCAUCACGAUUAUCAUACUCAAUAUACAUUACCGCAAGCCGAGCACACAUAAGAUGGCACCGUGGGUGCGUGCCUUCUUCAUCAAACGGCUGCCGAAAUUACUGCUGAUGCGUGUGCCAAAAGAUUUGCUACGCGAUUUAGCGGCUAGUAAAAUUAAUUACGGCACCAAAUUUAGUAAGACCAAAUUCGGCAAGGCGCUCAUGGAUGAGAUGCAAAUGAACUCGGGCAGUUCCAGUCCGGAUUCAUUGCGCCGCAUGCAGGGGCGCAUGGGCGGCUUAGGCGGUGGCGGUUGCAAUGGACUGCAUGCCACCAGCGCAACCAAUCGCUUCAGCGGUCUGGUAGGCGCUUUGGGUGGCGGCUUAAGCACUCUCAGCGGUUACAAUGGCUUACCGUCGGUACUCUCCGGCCUGGACGACUCACUCAGCGAUGUGGCGCAGCGUAAAAAAUAUCCAUUCGAGCUGGAAAAGGCAAUUCACAAUGUAAUGUUCAUACAGCACCACAUGCAGCGACAGGAUGAAUUCAAUGCGGAAGAUCAAGAUUGGGGUUUUGUUGCCAUGGUACUGGAUCGUCUCUUUUUAUGGCUCUUCAUGAUCGCAUCACUGGUUGGUACAUUCAUGAUUCUAUGCGAGGCACCUUCGUUGUACGACGACACGAAGCCGAUCGAUGUGGAGUUGUCGGUGAUUGCCAAGCAACUUUAUAACUUAACCGAAAAGAAGUCAUAAGCGUCGAAGCAGAAAGCAAAGAUAAAGGCGUAAAUCAUUAAAUAAAAAAAUAAGAAAAAAAUAUAAUGAAAGUAAAAGACUUCUUAAAAGAAGCUGAGCUUAAUAAAAUUAACGCUUACUUAGAAAUAUGGUAAGCAAGAAGCACACAACGUGCGCGCACUGAAGGUUUUCUCGCAAGACUUGACUCUUCCAGAAACAAAAUUUUAAUAAAAAUUAAUUAAAAAGAAAGUUAAAUACGAACAUGGCAAGCUAUACUGCGUGUUUGCCGGGUAAAAAAUAAUGUUAAAUUAAACAAAUCACAUAAAUGAGAAAUAUUUGUAGUUAGUAAGCACUUCGAAGCACAUAAACCCCUAAGAAAUAUGGAGCAUUUAAAUAAAAAUUAAUUAAAGAGAAAAA